AAGUCACCAUUUAUGCAAAAUUUGUUUCCUUCCCCAAAGGACGAUUCUGAUGAAAUGUAUCCAAUUCCAUACAGUCGUUCAUGACUAGUAGCGAUUUAAAGGAUAGCACUAUUUCCGCUAUUGCGCCAUGCCCUAUCUGCCUCUGGAAGGUCAGAAUGACAUUUUUCAUUCUUCAAAGGUUCGUCUGCCAAAUUUGGUCAACAUUCAUUCAGUUGUUGAUAAAUAAUGGCCAAUUGAACUAUUUACUUCUCUUUCCCAUAAUGUUCUGUCACGUCUCUCCUGCUUCAGGGGCCUAAAGCCAACAUUUAUGCAAAAUUUCUUUCAAUUCCCCAAAGAUGCUUCUGACAUCAAUCAAUAUCCUUUCAGUCGUUCAUGACUUGGUUAUUAGAAAAAUUUGAUGGUCGACUGACGCCGUUCCAUGGCAUACGCUCACUGGUCCUUUCGGCCAGGUGAGUUAAAAAUGGUUUGUCCACAAGUCCUAGAAUUUGAAAGUCGUCAUUAACGUGUUACAUGAGGGUUAGGACGGCGGCACGACCUUCAAAAAAUCACAAAACCAGUGAGUUAUACAAAUUUGCCAAGAUUAUUGCUGAAUUACUUUAUUUUUUCAUAGGACUACACAAGAAACUGUUCCUGAAUGCAAUUGCUAGGAUGAACAAUGAGUAUGGCAGUGAGGUGAACACUGACAUGUUCACAUAUGUGGUGGACUUUGUAUCGGACCCAAGCGCAGAUAUGAGCUACGUCAGAGCGUACAUUCAGGCAACGGGGCACGUGACGUUCCAAAUACCUGGGCUUGGUAUCGAAUUAGAAAUGAAGAGAAACGAGCGGCUUUAUUUUCACGAGACAGAAACAGGAGUAAGCUGUAAAUACACGAUGGAUCAGAUCCGGGCUCUGACCAACAGGGCAGGACUGAACCUGACCGACAAGUGGACGGACGACCAGCAUCAUGCUGUGAUAUGUAGAUGUGUUAAAGAUGUGAACGUCUAACCUUUAAUUUGUCAGGAACAGAUAAACAUUGAGUGUAAAUACAUUUAUAAGUUCCAUCUGUGUAUUUUUGAUACCAAUUGUAUCUAUAUUUUGAUACCAAACAAUGCUGUGA
Messenger RNA from Pecten maximus, 1096 nucleotides. RefSeq lists its product as uncharacterized. NCBI's taxonomy places the organism in Eukaryota, Metazoa, Mollusca, Bivalvia, Pectinida, Pectinidae. The transcript is spliced from 2 exons. The record is from RefSeq and is a predicted model, not a curated record. Bases 511 to 984 code for a protein of 157 amino acids.